This is a messenger RNA of Penicillium atrosanguineum, 918 nucleotides long. RefSeq names its product aromatic alcohol reductase. The coding region runs from base 1 to 918 and encodes 305 amino acids. The transcript is spliced from 2 exons. Gene Ontology annotation, molecular function: oxidoreductase activity. NCBI's taxonomy places the organism in Eukaryota, Fungi, Ascomycota, Eurotiomycetes, Eurotiales, Aspergillaceae. The record is from RefSeq and is a predicted model, not a curated record.
AUGAGCACUAUUACAAACGUCGUGCUUGUUGGAGCAUCAGGGGCCCUUGGAUCUCGUGUGCUCGAGGCCCUUAUCGACGCAGCAGUCUUUAACAUAACCGUUCUGGCCCGAAAAUCAUCCGAGGCUCAAUUCCCUUCAUCGGUCCAGGUUUCUCACGUUGACUAUGCAUCCAUUGCUGAAUUGACUGUCGCUUUAAAGGGUCAGGACGCAGUUGUAUCAACUGUAGGGGGCGCAGGGCUGAUGAACCAAAUUCCCUUGAUCGAGGCGUCCAUUGCCGCAGGAGUCAAGCGUUUCAUCCCUUCUGAGUUUGGCGCUGACGCUGGCAACCCCAAUUCAGCCAAGCUGCCUGUUUACCAGCGCAGUAUUGCUAUACACAAGGCUCUUCAGGAGCAAGCUAAGGUCCAUCCAGAAUUCAGCUACACUUUGAUUCGAAAUGGCAUGUUUUUGGACUGGGGUCUUGUCCGUCAGUACCACUUCGCCUUUAGUUCGGAGACACCUCCCUUCUACGAUGGCGGAGACCGUCCAUUUAGUACCACGACAUUAUAUACUGUUGGUCGGGCGGUAGCUGGGGUACUUGGUCAUCUGGACGAGACCAAGAACAGAGUGGUUUAUGUGCACGAUAUGAUAGUCACGCAACGCCAGAUUAUGGGUAUUGCGCAGAAGUUUGCGCCGGAGAAGAAGUGGAAUCCAGUGACCGUCGAUAUUGCCGAUCUGGUGGCUAAGUCGAAGGAGAGCUAUGCCAAGGGGGUAUUUGACUUGAACGCUUCCAUUGGCUUCCUCUGCCAGGCGGUCUAUGGAGAGGGCUAUGGAGGAGAGUUCCAGAAUGUGGACAAUGAGCUCUUGGGAAUUCCACUGAAGACCGAGGCUGAUCUGGAGGAGUUGGUGCGAGACGCGAUGUCUCGGUCUGGUCCAAAAUAG